Messenger RNA from Lathyrus oleraceus (garden pea), 6705 nucleotides. Its product is annotated as lysine-specific histone demethylase 1 homolog 3. The record is from RefSeq and is a predicted model, not a curated record. The coding region runs from base 364 to 5988 and encodes 1874 amino acids. Gene Ontology annotation, molecular function: protein binding; oxidoreductase activity. NCBI's taxonomy places the organism in Eukaryota, Viridiplantae, Streptophyta, Magnoliopsida, Fabales, Fabaceae. The transcript has 9 exons.
UGUACUCUACUCUAAAUUACCUCAAACAAAAUUUAAUUACUCUACUCUCUCUUGACUUGUCAUCACGCUUCAGGUUACCGUGCGAGCAUCUCCCCCUCGACGUCAGAAGCCGUUACUCGUUACAUUGCGCACCCCUCCGCCCUCUCUCUCUCUCUCUCUCUCUCUCUCUCUCUCUCUCUCUCUCUCUCUCUCUCCUGUAAAACAAUUUACGAAUCAGCAGAAAGCUCCAGGAUUCUGAUUUUGCAUUCAAACGCGAGGUUUAAUUUUCUGAUUCUGAUGACGAACAAGUUGAAAUCCACCGCAUAAGAGGAACAAUUAUUCAACAAUUUCCAUAAUUCAGUUAAAACCUAGGGUUCAUUAUAAAUGGAAAACGAAGAUUUGAGGUCAGGGACGAAAAAGAAGAAGAGAUCCAAACCGAUUGAAAUUGAUUUUGAUUCAGAUAACGAUAAACCAAUUGGAUCGUUUUUAAAGUUAAAGAGGAAUAAGAAGAAGGUUAGCUUUGCAUCAGAGGGUUCUUGUGGUGGAGACUCUGUUAAGGAAAAAGAGAAUUCUAGGGUUAUGGAUGAUAAUGAUACGUUGGCUACCUUUAGGAAAAGGUUGAAGGGUCCAAAGAGAGAUCAGGGAUUUGAGGCCAUGCCUGCUUUGAAUGUUUCCGUCGAGGGUAAUGGCGGAUCUGGGAAAUGUGAUGAUGACAUGCAGCUGCAUCAUGAUUCUGAUCAGCAUAUGGAAGAAUCCUUGUCUACGAUUUUCCACAAGGCGCAAUCGUGUUCUGUUAGGAAAUCCCGUGCCGCGAUGGGUUCGAAGCAGAAAAAACGGAAUCGGAAUGUGGAUAGUGGGUUGAAACAUGGUUCCAGAAGUUUAACAGAAAAUGUAGAUUCUGUGGUUGAAAUUAGAUCUGGAUCUGCUUCUGCCUUGAAAUCGGUUGAGAGAAAUCAUGAGUCUGAUACGUUUUGUUCAGUAUCUGUGAUGGAGAAUCAAAAGGGUGGCGGUGACUGUUUGCAAGAGGAAAAGGCGAAAGGUAUUUGUGAUUCAAACAUUCCUGAUGAACCGUCGGUUGAUCACUCUAACUCAAUCAUUGCCUGCGAUGGCGAUGGACAGCAAUUGACAAGUGUACAAGUUGAAAAUGUUUGUGGUGCUUCUGACGAAAUGGUUACAUUGCAAGAAAAAAUUAUCGAUAAUAGUUUGAAUCAGUGUUCUUCCAUGUUACAAGAUGUUGAAAUAAUUGAUAUUGGCUCUCUCUCUAAAGUGGGGGAAGGGGUAUGUGGACUUUCUGAGACUGGAGAGCUUGAGAAUAAUAGAUCAAUUGAUGAAAUAGCAGAAGAACAGGUGUGUAAUGGUGCUUCAGAAGGAGGCAUUUCUUCUUCAGCAGAGAAAGAAGUUUUGUUAACUUGUCACACUAAGCACUUGAUUAAAUUAAAUGAAAAUAAUCCCAUUGUUUCUGGAAAAACUUUCCAGGAAUCCUCAAUCAAUGGAGGUAAAAAAUUGGAAACUGAGUCUGUUUCUGGUAGAGAUUGCUAUGAUUAUAGUCCUUUAGAAACAAAUGCUGAAGUGCAAGAUGUUGUUGUAGGCUGCUCACCUGAAAAACAUGAAGCAAUUGCCAGUGGUAAUUUAUCCUCUAUUUUGCCUAACGAUGCCAAUGAAUCUGAGUUGAUUGUCCAGUCAAAUCACCCGGACAAACCUUUGGAAAUGUGUAAUAUUCCAAAAUACUCUAAUGCACCCAUUAUGAAGUGCAGCUAUACGUUAAAUCCAAAUCAAUCCGAUGGGUCCUCUAUACAAUCUUCAAUUCCAGAUGAAAAUGGAAACACUACAGAAUAUCAUGCCUCUGUGUCUGAUUUUGCUGACAAUGGUGGUAAGAUAUCGGGCAUUCCUCGGGCAGCACGAAAGACCAAAAUGAAUAAGCACGGCGACAUGACUUAUGAGGGAGAUGCCGAUUGGGAGAUUUUAAUAAAUGAUAAAGCCCUAAUUGGAAACCAAGAUGCUGCAGACGGUGAACGUACUCUUAGAGCAAGAGUGAAGCAGGAUUCCUCUUUGAAUGCUGUUGAGGACUCUGAAAGUGUUGCAGUAGCAGCAGUAUCUGCUGGACUGAAAGCUCGUGCAGUCGGUCCAAUUGAGAAAAUCAAAUUUAAGGAGAUCUUGAAGCGUAAAGGUGGUCUAAAGGAAUAUUUAGAUUGCAGGAAUAAGAUCUUAAGCCUAUGGAGCAGUGAUGUCACACGUAUUUUACCUCUUGCUGAAUGUGGAGUUAGUGAUACCUGUUCUGAGAAUGAAAGUCCCCGUUCUUAUCUUAUUAGGGAGGUCUAUGCAUUUCUUGAUCAAUAUGGUUAUAUAAAUGUUGGAGUUGCCUCUCAAAAGGAGAAUGUUGAGAGCUGUGCAAGACAUUGUUACAAACUUGUAAAAGAAAAAGGAUUCGAGGAAAGUUCUACGGCUUCAUUGGCCGGCUCUGAAGAUGGAGUUCCUUUUAAUGUUGGUCAGACUAAAAUGUCAUAUGCUUCUAUGGAUAUUAACAAUGAUCUAAUAAAGGAUUUUGAAGACCUGACAACUAAAGCUACAGAGGGCAUGAUGCAUGUUGACGAAGUGAUGACAGAUUCAUCAAACAUGGCACAACAUGAAAGAAAAAAUUAUGAUGAACAGGAAAAUGUUGGGAUUCAGGAUGGAGUCGGUGGAAUUAUACAUUUCAAUGAUAACAGUGCUGUUCCUUCUUUUAAAUUUCCCGAUUGCAGAUUGACUUCUCUUGUUGCUACAAAACACAACAGUGAAUCUAAAUUUGUUAAACAUGCAUUAGGGGAUCAGAUAGGUGAUACUCUGCAGUCUGAUUUAGAGGCUAGAAAGAGAGUGAUUAUAAUUGGAGCUGGUCCUGCUGGGCUAACUGCUGCUCGCCACUUGAAUCGCCAGGGGUUUACUGUAACUGUGCUUGAGGCUAGGAACAGGAUAGGAGGCCGGGUAUUUACAGAUCACUCGUCUCUUUCUGUCCCUGUGGAUCUUGGUGCUAGCAUUAUAACAGGUGUUGAGGCUGAUGUGGCCACUGAGAGAAGACCAGAUCCUUCCUCGUUGGUUUGUGCUCAGCUGGGCCUUGAAUUGUCAGUGUUAAACAGUGACUGCCCUCUUUAUGACACAGUGACUGGUCAAAAAGUUCCUGCAGAAAUGGACGAAGCAUUGGAAGCUGAAUACAACAGUCUUCUUGAUGACAUGGUACUGGUUGUUGCUCGGAAAGGUGAACAAGCAAUGAAAAUGUCUCUUGAAGAUGGUUUAGAAUACGCCCUUAAGAUUCGCCGCAUGGGACUUUCUGAAGGUAGUGAAGAAACUAAGCAAAAUUUUGAUGAGGAGAUUUUGGAUCCUCGGGAGAGGAGGGUUAUGGAUUGGCACUUUGCUCAUUUGGAGUAUGGCUGUGCUGCUUUGCUUAAAGAAGUUUCUCUUCCCUAUUGGAAUCAAGACGACGUGUAUGGAGGAUUUGGGGGACCUCAUUGUAUGAUCAAAGGAGGUUAUAGCAAUGUUGUUGAGUCUCUUGGAGAAGGGCUCGCUAUUCAUAUGAACCACACUGUCACAAAUGUGUCAUAUGGUAUCAAAGAACCUGGUGAGAAUAAUAAAGUCAAAGUUUCUACAUUGAAUGGCAAUGAAUUUUUUGGAGAUGCUGUCCUCAUUACUGUCCCACUUGGCUGUUUGAAAGCUGGAACUAUACAGUUCUCCCCCUCUUUGCCGGAGUGGAAAUGUUCUUCCAUUCAGCGUCUUGGCUUUGGAGUUCUCAAUAAAGUGGUUUUAGAAUUUCCUACUGUGUUUUGGGAUGAUGCGGUGGACUACUUUGGAGCAACAGCUGAGGAUAGAAGCAAAAGAGGUCACUGCUUUAUGUUCUGGAAUGUCAAGAAAACUGUUGGGGCUCCUGUCCUUAUAGCAUUAGUGGUUGGUAAGGCAGCCAUAGACGGUCAAAGUUUAAGCUCUUCUGAUCAUGUCAACCAUGCAUUAAAGGUUCUUCGGAAACUUUUUGGGGAGACUUCAGUUCCUGAUCCAGUUGGAUAUGUUGUGACUGAUUGGGGUAGGGAUCCCUAUAGCUUUGGUGCUUACUCUUAUGUUGCUGUUGGAGCAUCAGGAGAAGACUACGAUAUCUUAGGAAGACCAGUUGAUAACUGCUUGUUUUUUGCUGGUGAAGCAACCUGCAAAGAGCACCCUGACACUGUUGGUGGUGCAAUGAUGAGUGGACUACGGGAGGCUGUUCGAAUAAUUGACAUAUUGAACACCGGAAAUGACAAUACUGCAGAGUUAGAGGCAUUGGAAGCUGCACAGGGGCAGUUGGACACUGAAAGGAAUGAAGUUAGGGACAUAAUGAAGAGACUUGAUGCAGUUGAGCUUUCUAGCAUACUAUAUAAGAACUCUUUUGAGGGUGCUCAAAUCAUAACCCGAGAAGCUUUAUUAAAGGAAAUGUUUCUCAAUGUGAAAACCAAUGCUGGGCGCUUGCAUGUGGCCAAACAAUUGCUAAGUCUUCCUGUAGGAAACUUGAAGUCCAUUGCUGGAAGUAAGGAGGGGCUAACUGUUCUCAACUCCUGGAUACUGGACUCAAUGGGCAAAGAUGGCACCCAACUCUUGAGGCAUUGUUUGCGCCUUCUUGUGCGUGUAUCGACUGAUCUAGGUGCUGUACGCUUAUCAGGAAUGGGGAAAACAGUGAAGGAAAAAGUUUGUGUACAUACUAGCCGUGAUAUUCGAGCUAUAGCUAGUCAAUUGGUCAAUGUAUGGCUUGAAAUCUUUCGCAAGGAAAAAGCUUCUAAUGGGGGAUUAAAGUUGUCAAGACAAAUAACUACUCUAGAAUUAUCAAAGAGAAAAUCUUUAAAAGAUUCAGCGUCAGGGAAGCCUCCUCUCAGCAUACAUCAGAAUGCCGUUGAGAAUAAAGAAGGCUUGCUGAAUCCUGUAUCUGCUGGAAGCAAUUCACCUUCCACCACACACGCAAGGAAAUUGCACAGCAAACAAGGAAGACAACAAUCAGUAUGUGACUCAAGGCAUGAAGUCAGUUCUUCCAGGUCCCAAGGUUCAAUAGAUAAAAUAGUUACCAAGGAGGAAAAUAAACGCUAUGCUAUGUCUGAAGAAGAAAAGGCUGCUAUAGCUGCUGCAGAAGCUGCCCGUACUAAAGCAAUUGCUGCUGCUGAGGCAUAUGCCUCUGCAGAAGCUAGGUGCAGUACACUGUCACAGCUUCCAAAGAUACCCUCAUUCCAUAAAUUUGCUAGACGAGAGCAGUAUUCACAAAAUGAUGAGAUUGAUAGUAGAAAAAAGUUGCCCGGUGGUUUUUUCGGAAGGCAAGAUUGUGUUUCCGAGAUCGAUUCUAGGAAUUGCAGAGUUAGGGAAUGGUCUGUUGAUUUUUCCACCGCUUGUGUUAAUCUUGAUAGUUCUAAAAUACCGGUUGACAAUCUCUCACAGAGGAGUCAUUCAAAUGAGAUUGCCAGCCAUUUGAAUUUCGGAGAGCGCUCGGGAGAAAGUGCUGCUGUGGACAGUAAUCUAUAUACAAAAGCUUGGAUUGACACAGCUGGUGAUGGGGUAGUAAAAGACCACCUUGCCAUAGAGAGAUGGCAAUCUCAAGCAGCUGAAGCUGAUUCUUAUUUUUCUGAUCAAAUAAAUCAUUUGAAGGAUGAGGAGGAUUCAAAUGCCUAUUCAAGGUUACCCAGCUGGAAACAUGAUGGUGUAAUAAAUGAGAGUUCUGUUUCUCAGGUUACUGUAAAUAAGGAAGGGUCCUUCAAAGGUCAUUCUCGAGGAGCAGAUCAUAUUAAACAGGCUGUUGUUGACUAUGUUGGAUCACUACUUAUGCCCCUAUAUAAGGCUAGGAAACUAGACAAGGAUGGAUACAAGGCAAUAAUGAAGAAAAGUGCAACAAAGGUCAUGGAGCAAGCAACGGAUGCAGAAAAAGGCAUGACUGUUCGUGAGUUUCUAGACUUUAAGCGAAGGAAUAAGAUUCGCUCGUUUGUGGAUAUAUUGAUCGAGAGACAUAUGGCAACAAAACCGGGUACAAAAUCAUAAUACUCUUUCGGUUAUAUGGGCUGUACUUUUUUGUGCUUCUCCACAAGGGUUGUUCGAGUCUGGUUCUUACAAUUCUCAGCUUGGGUGGUUGUGCUUAAGUACUCAUAUGAGCAUUUCAAGCUUCCAAUAUAAAUGAUCCAGAAGCUGCUACAGAAGUAACAGAUACAAGUUGAUCGAUCCAAAUCAAGUGGGCUCUGGAAAAUUGCUGUCUUGGCAACCAUGAACAGAAUAAAGGUGACAGAUAAAAGUUGAUUGAUUCAAAUCAAGUAGGAUCUGGAAAUUUGUUGUCCUGGAAAGUGACAACUGGAAACAGAAUACUUGUAUUAUCUGCAAACUCAGUGCAUACAUCUGUUAGAUCUUUCGGGUGGCCUGCAUUGGCAGAUUUGAUGAUGACAACGGAUAGCAGCCAUAUGUCCUUUAUUACUUCAUCUUUCAUUGAGGUUUACACCUCCACGGUUGAAAUCUUAGACCCUAUUUUUAUUAAAGGGGUUCCCAAUGGGAAAACAUAUUGACCUUAAGGUCAAUUCUUCUAUUUGUGCAGCGUAGGCUUGUUUCUAGUGAUGAAAAGCAUACAUAAUCAGUUUCCCAUGCUCUUCAAGAAACAUUUCUCCUAUUUAAGUUUUACAUCAAUAACUGACUCUUUUGUUUCAUUCUCCAAAGUGUGAAGAAUGCCAACUUUUGUAAGAUACAUUGUUACUCUAAUAAUUUUUUUCUCCA